Lingula anatina is the source of this 2371-nucleotide messenger RNA. Its product is annotated as FAST kinase domain-containing protein 4. Gene Ontology annotation, biological process: regulation of mitochondrial mRNA stability. Lineage: Eukaryota; Metazoa; Brachiopoda; Lingulata; Lingulida; Lingulidae. The record is from RefSeq and is a predicted model, not a curated record.
GUCUCGAACCAUGAGACUGCUGGUGUGAAGUCACCAACGAAGAAAAAAUGGGCAGCAAACAAAAAAUCUGGAGUGCCAAAGAGCUCUGCCACUGGCACAAACAUAAAAUCUACAUUAAAAAAUCAUGAAACCCUGUUGAAAGGAAUUAGGUCAAAAGUGAAGACUAUUCUCUACCAGGCAGAGGGUUCGGUUGACACUGAGGCAGAAAUCAAUGAUCUCCAAGAGAAAUGUGAUAAGCUUUUCUCUUGGUUAACUGAAGAGAACAAGAAAAUAGAAAUGAAAGAAAGAUCAACAGUAGCCAUGGAGUUUUUGAAGGUGAUGCGUAAAUUAGAGCAGUCCUCAGAAAUACCAUCAGUGGUCAAGGUUAAAGACUGGUUAGUUGAAAAUUUAGAUGGUCUAAGUGUGGCUGUACUGGCAGACUUGUAUCAAAUGUACAUUAACUCCCCAGUCUCCGAAGAACGCUCAUCAAUAUUGACCCAGACCCUGGAGAGGCUAAGAUCUGGAGUUCUCUCUCCAGAGGAUACUUUUCACUUGCUGGUGCGAAGCCGUGAUGCGGACUUGAUUGAUAUGUUUCUACCCGUCAUUAAAGCCAACUUGGGAAAGAUGCAGUUCAGGGAGUUCUCACUUCUGAUGCAGUCCAUGGCAUCAGUUCAAGAUCGUAACAAAGUUAUCAUAAACAUGAUAUGUUCCUCUCUAGCGGAUAGGUUUGAAGAGCUGGAGGUACGGAAGAAGCCUGUGGCACAAGUGGUUUCAUUGGUUGAAUCACUAGCAAGGUUACAUAUUUACAAUGGCGACCUAUUAGAAAAGCUGGCCCAGGUACUCGUGCGGAACAAGCGGUUCAUGAGUGCAGCUCAGGUGUUAGAACUGUUGUCUUCAUUGUCACACCUACGCCUCAGGGACCCAAUGCUGCUAGCCUUCAUUGACAGUGAAAUUGACCAGAAACACAUGGUUUUAGGCCGCGCAUUUCCAAAGAAACUUGCAGAUGUGUUACUGUCAUUUGCUAAUUUGAAUUACGUUCCUGAAUAUAGUUGGAUAUCCGAACCAAUGUUUUGGAGCUACUUUGAAACCACCCCAGUUCAACACAAACAUGUCUGGCUGGACAUGAUAUGGUCACUGGUCAUCUUGAACAAGGCUCUCCCAGAUCAGAUACAGAGCGUCUUGUCACCAAGUUUUUAUGAACCAUUAUUGAAGACAUUUGAGGAGAAAGAUGCUGGCGUUCAGCAGAAUUUGGCCUGCAGAAAGUUACUGCAGAUAAAUGCCAGCGCCAAUUUGGACAUGGAGGGGACGUAUGAAGGGGAGCUGCUGCCGGAGGAUUUUAUCACCAGAUAUAACGUGAAGCCUCCCUCCAUUCCCAAGGUCUCCCUGGUGCAUGCACUGAGUAAGGUGGUAAAACUCCAGGCUGUCAGUGAGGACUGCUUCAAGGAGAAUGUGUUCCUAGACUCGGGCCACUUGAUCCAUGUGGAGCUGCUUCUGAAUCAGCAGGGUUUUUAUGAACCUCUUGAUAAAGAGCACUCAGAUGAUGUAUUCAGAGUGGCAGUCAUUGUGAUGGAUUUCCCUUUCAUGACGCUGGGAGACGUGCAGCCUGUGGGAGCAUUUGCACUUACAAUCAGGCACUUGGAGAAACUGGGGUACUUAGUGGUAGAGAUUCCUUACACAGAGCUGGGAGUGGAGUCAAAGGUCAAUGUCCUCAGCAAUGCCCUGAAGAGAGCAGUACAAAGCAGAAUCGCUGACCAGCUCAGUGAAGCAGUCUGAUUUGCUGACUGUCAUGGAUCUUAUCACCUGAAGUUAAAUUUUUCACUGGAAACACAGACAUGUUGCUUUCUCUGCCCCUGCUGUUCUUCACACAGUUUACCAUGUGAUCUUUGACCCCAGAGAAGUCACGUGAUUUCAUAUGACCUUUGACCUGAGACAUGAAUUCAAAAUUAUGGACUAUGAACAACAGUAAUAUGUUGUCUCGCAGAUCUUAGAAUGUUUUGCUUGUUCCAUGCUGUUUUUGCCCUCUGAGGUGCUUUGGUGGGGAAAAAGCUGAUUAAGUAUAGUGCUAGAACUUGGUAUAUGUGAGCAAUUUGUAUUUGUCCAGUGAAAUAUUAGACGUUCAAAAACGCUUUUAAGGAUAAAUGAUCAUAAAAUAAGUCACGUUUACAUAUCUUCCAUCAAAUAAUUUAUUUGAAUUGGAUUUUACUGCAUUGGUUAUGUGAAAUAACUGUUUUCUUGAAAUGUGUUAGAGUUGAGUCAAAAAUCACAGUUACAAUUUGGGUUAUUCAACAAAAAAAGUGGACAUGUGAGCCCAUGACACGCACUUUGUGUAAUAUUUGCAUAGCUGUUUUAUAAUAAUUUUAAUUACUGUUGCAUUCUUUUUAUAUUGGAGGAU